Molecule: messenger RNA, 1316 nt
Organism: Strongylocentrotus purpuratus (purple sea urchin)
Lineage: Eukaryota; Metazoa; Echinodermata; Echinoidea; Camarodonta; Strongylocentrotidae
Product: beta-1,4-galactosyltransferase 5
Exons: 7
Coding region: 78-1316 (412 amino acids)
Biological process (GO): carbohydrate metabolic process
Molecular function (GO): UDP-galactose:glucosylceramide beta-1,4-galactosyltransferase activity
Source: RefSeq, a predicted model, not a curated record
UACGUCGACUGAAGGAAGAACAAACUCUCCCAGAGAACGUCAUCCCAAACCUCUGUUCCUUUCUACAUAUUAAAGACAUGCACAUGAUAUCCAAUCAUGAGUGCACGUUCCCAACCAACGAAAAUUCAAGUGUUACCCACUACAUCGCCAAUAUCACGGAAUCCGAUUUCCUAACGACAGAAAAGACAGUUUUCAAGAAUCUUACAGAGAAGGCCCGAAAUAUAACGCGCCAAGCCGAUGAGCAAUUGAAACAGAUCCUGAGGGUUCGCGGAAUGGACGCCAGCAAGUAUCUUUACAUUCGAAACCGUACAGCAGAUCUGGAGCAGGCUGUAAAGAAUAGAAUGGCGAUAGAGAUUGGCUCUUAUCUGUACUUUCCUGGAGGGCACUGGGUCCCACUGAACUGCAAAGCCAAAUGGAAGGUUUCAUUGAUCAUUCCUUACAGGAAUCGGAGUUAUAACCUAAAUAUCCUUCUGAGAAACUUAAUACCCUUCUUACAGAGUCAGGAGUUGGAGUUUGGAAUCUUUAUCGCGGAACAGGGUUCCUCUGAAGUAAUGAACCGAGGUCUAAUGAAGAAUAUAGGCUAUCAGAUGGCGAAGUUGAGUGGAACAAUCUGGGACUGCUACGUGUUUCAUGACGUCGACUAUGUUCCCAUUAAUUCUACGAACUACUAUGGGUGUGAUGACUACCCCAAACAUUAUGCCACCAAGCUUGAAGAAUUCAAAUAUGACAACCCCUACAUGAAAGAUUUUGGAGGCGUCGUGGGAUUAACUGGGCUGCAAAUGGAUAAGAUUAACGGCUACUCCAACAUGUAUUGGGGAUGGGGCGGCGAGGAUACCGAUUUGUAUAAGAGGGUAACAUUCAGCAAAUUUAAAGUCACCAAAGCAACAGACGGAUAUUACCGUGAUCUACCUCAUCAGAAGAAAACAGAGAGAGAAGAAUGCAAACAAAGGCUGCCAUUCGUUCAACUGCUGCUGGUGCACGCUUACUACGAAAUCGGAGCUUCCAUCAAGCAAGUUGCCCUCGCUUACAUCCUGAUGUCUAACAAGAGGAAGAGAGCGUACAGGGAGGCCAUUCAAGAGCUAAGGGAUGCACUGCCAGGACCAGCUGCCGUGGAGGAGAUCAUGGUAGAUUUUGAGGCAGCUCUAUGGAAGGUUCUUCCCCGAAUCUUUCCACAGGUAAUUACAAAAAUACACCACAGACGAGGUGACAAGAACCCUUCUGCAGAAGAUCAUGACUCUGCCAUUCCUCCUUAUCAACGAAGUGGUGCCAACAUUCCAACUGCUUCGACAGCAGAGAAAUGCGCCACUACUAGAUGA